GAAUUUUAUAUUUCGCUAAGGCGAAUUCCAUUUAAAUUCGCCUAGUCCGCCGACUUAUCAAAUUACUUUGUUAUCAUCCCGAAAUUGCGGAUAUACAACAAAGAGUGAAUUGUUUGGGUCGUUUGUUUACUAGCCACUCAGACUUUAUUUUUAUAUUUUUAUUACAUUAUUAAUCUAUAAAUACGAAAAGGAAUGGAUACUUCUGACGAAAAUUACUUAGUGUGUCAGGCACAAAAGCUUAAAGACACCGAUGCCCCUGCAGCCAAGGCAUGGUUAAUUACAGCAAAAACAUUGUAUCCAAAAAACUUUAAUCUUAUGUUUGAAGCGUACAAACUAGAGAAAGAGGCCAACAAUUUUGAGGAAGCUGCUAAAUGCUUCAGCAACAUGGCAUUGACAUUUAAAAGCCAAAAUGUCGAGCUGUGGAAUGAAAUAAAUGAACUAACAAACGCACUUCGGGCUCCAGAAAAUGAAAUCACGCCAUUGCAAGAGUUCUAUGUGAAAAUGUUUCAGCAUGUGUCAUACGAUGUGCAGCAUAAAAUAUUACUGCUCACAGUUAAUAACACAGAAAACAGUAUCCAUCAGUGCAAAUUAUUGCUUCUAAUAUUAAAACGUUUUCCACAAGCAGCCAUUACACAUUCACCGCGACUACUAGAAAUGAUAGCUGAUGGUAUGAAACAAGAUCCCCAAAAAUACCAAGAAAUGCUUGUAGAAGAAGCUUUGCCAUUAAUAUAUCACAAAACUCCGGAAUUGUCUCCAGUUCUUGUCUGCCGAUUAUUUACGAUCUCAUUGGAAUAUUAUAUACGUCAAAUAAUUGAUGAUGAAGUUAAAUGCGACACCAAUGAAAUAUGGAAGAAGAUAUUUCAGGUUUUAAUGCUAUGUGGUAAAAUUUUACGUUGGGAAACAUUUUUACCUUUUAAUAAAACGUGGGGUCAAAAUGUGUAUUGGGAUAAACUUAUCGAAAUAGUAUCCAUAAGUGCUGCCGGCAGUACUCAAGUUCUUUUCUAUGCUACAAGUUUAUUUAUUUACUCACUUCACUGCUAUAUUAAAAAUUGUUAUGGUAGAGCCGAUGAUACUGAAAUCAAUCACGUUUUGGUAGAAGGAUUCACAGCCGAGUGGAAUGUGGAAUCUUCAGAUGUACAAAGUAUGGAACCUCCACAAAUUUCUUUAACUACACCAACAAGUAAGGAUAUAUCUAAAGCAUUUGUUCAUGCGGCGCAAUGUUGGCAACUUUUGAAUACGGAUCAAUUUCAGCGCGAUUUUAGCAAAUUACUGCUUACGUUACCUCUGGCACCAUGGAUAUCGCGAUUCCUCUUCGAUUUGGCUAUAUAUUUCGGUCAUAAAGAGGAAGCCAAAAAAUUGAUGUCUGAAAUGAUGGUCUCUAGCAGUUUGAUACAUAAUUUGCAGUUAUUAAGUCUAAAUUUGUUGCAAGGAAAUAUGACGAUAAAGGGGUAUGGAUAUAUUAAAGACAUUAUUGAUGAGCUACCGACAACAACAGGACAUAUAUUAGAUCAUUUAACCCUCAAAGUCCCGCGUCACAUGAUAUUUAUACCAUUGACACAAAAGGCGUUAGUACAGUAUUGUACGAAGGCUAUAUUGAAUACCUUAAGUCGGAAGCUUUACGAACCUAAUUGCCCUGAUCAAAUACUUGGUAAUUUAUUGGUACUAUUACAACUAGAAUAUCCACGUGAAACGAUUAUGGCAGAACAAAUAUUUGCACUUAUAACAACGCGACGGGCUUUUUCUUAUCAUUUAUUUACUACGUACAUAGUAACAAUCGAUUUCGUCGAAGAAUUUAUGCAUAUCUGGCAUACACAUAACGAAGACUUCGCUUUUGAUUUGUCGCCUACGCAAGCGGAUAGCCGCGUAGGCACACGUGGCACAGAAAAGGGUGUCCGAGAGGACUUCCGUAUAAUUAUUAAGCAACAAAUAGCUAAAGCAAAUGAGCCCCUUGUCCCAUUAAUAGCAAAUUUCAUAAAACAGGAAUAUAUGCAUUUAAUGGGAAGCAUGUUUGCCGGUGCAAUUAAUUACUAAACUUUUUAUUUUUAUAUCUUAUUUUACUUUAUUUCUCUCCUUUUUUUUGGACGAGUUACAACUUUAAAUAGUGAAAUACAUUUAAACAAUAAAUAAAUAAAACACAACGAAAGUACUAGUGUAUAGUUAAAAAUGACUGUGCUAUUCGUAAAAC
Molecule: messenger RNA, 2185 nt
Organism: Ceratitis capitata (Mediterranean fruit fly)
Lineage: Eukaryota; Metazoa; Arthropoda; Insecta; Diptera; Tephritidae
Gene: IntS10
Product: integrator complex subunit 10
Exons: 7
Coding region: 193-2031 (612 amino acids)
Biological process (GO): snRNA processing
Cellular component (GO): integrator complex
Source: RefSeq, a predicted model, not a curated record